Physella acuta is the source of this 2027-nucleotide messenger RNA. Its product is annotated as GAS2-like protein 1. NCBI's taxonomy places the organism in Eukaryota, Metazoa, Mollusca, Gastropoda, Physidae. The record is from RefSeq and is a predicted model, not a curated record. Gene Ontology annotation, molecular function: cytoskeletal adaptor activity; actin filament binding; microtubule binding. Gene Ontology annotation, biological process: microtubule bundle formation; protein localization to microtubule plus-end; regulation of microtubule polymerization or depolymerization. Gene Ontology annotation, cellular component: cytoplasm; microtubule plus-end; stress fiber.
GAAGUCACAGCGGCGCUUUUAGAAAUCAUCUUCCAAAAUUUUUCAGUCUUCGACUUUGAGGGACCCCCCCUCCCCCUCCUAACUUUCUUCACCCGCCCCUGAACUGAGAGGAGAAUACCCCGUUGUAUAGUCGUGUCAAAGCCAGGGUAUCGUCGGCCCGUCUCAUCGAGCGAUGCAGUAUCGAUGCCAUCGCCGCCGACAUACUUGGCAAUGAACUCGGAGUUUCCGACGCUGUACUCGACUACCUCAGUUUCCUAAAAAAAAAAUGUUUUCCGAGUCCGAUACCGCCGCACGCUCCGGCUUGGAAUGAUCGGUAGACGCGGCCAUAAUGUCCUCUGACAGCCCGGGGAUGUACUCGAAGAUAUCCCACCAGCUAGCCGAAGGUCAGUGCGGCCUUCACCUUGGCAAGGACGGCCAGCGCGAGUUCAAGGACUCUGGGUACUACGUGAGCACCAGCGAUGGUGCCAGCACGUGCAGCAGCAGCACCACCGAGGCGGGGGACUUUGAGACGGGGACCUUGCUGGUGCUCGAGCCGAAGUCCCUGCGGAGCUUCACGACCAACGACGAGUACCUGUACGCCAUGAAGGAGGACCUGGCCGACUGGUUCUCCUGCCUGUACCAGACCGUCAUCUCGGCGGAGAGUUUCUUCGCCGCUCUCGAGACGGGGGUCCUGCUGUGUAAGCACGCCAAUAAGAUGCAAGAGUACGCGAGACAGCGGCGAGAGAAAGGCGAGAGUCUAGAGAUGAAGUCUUACUUUAUCAGGUCAAUACCAGAGGGGAACGUGGCCUUCAGAGAGGGAGUUAAACCUGAGACCUUUCAGGCGCGAGACAAUGUCUCCAACUUUAUAUCGUGGGGGCGGCAGAUGGGGAUACCGGAAGUCCUCAGCUUUGAGACGGAUGACCUUGUGCUCAGGAAGAAUGAGAAGAGCGUCAUCCUGUGUCUGCUGGAGAUUGCCAGGGUGGGAGCCAAACUUGGGAUGCUGGCGCCGACCCUGGUCCAGAUGGAGGAAGAGAUUGACGCCGAGCUAGCGGGGGAGGAGCCCAAGCCACAGGUCCAGAUAAAGACCUGCGACAUGAGGUCUUUGGACGAAAGGGUCCGUGAUUUGAUCCAGCGCUGCACCUGUCCUAUACAGUUUCCCAUGAUCAAAGUUGGAGAGGGAAAGUACAAAAUCGGAGAUUCCCGGAGUCUCAUCUUCGUUCGGAUUUUGAGAAACCACGUGAUGGUCCGUGUGGGUGGAGGAUGGGACACGCUGGAGAACUAUUUAAACAAGCAUGACCCCUGCCAGUGUAACUAUAGGGGCCACCGCGGCAAUACCAACCCUGUCUUUCAAUCAGCCUCCAGCCAACAACGUCGUCCCUCGACCACCAUCACCCGCCCACCUGCCCCCAACACCCCCACCUCACCCAGACGCGCCCCCAACACGGCGCCACCCCCGGAGAGAUCCUCAUCCCCUCAGACAACCGCGCCACCCCCCAGCAACUCGCGGGCCAAGAGCCCCACCCUCAUCAUCUCCAGACACAACCCUGGCUCGGGCAAGACGUCCCAGCCCAAUUUUAAAGUCAGCCGGACUGCUACUGCGCCCCAUGAAACGAGUUCGAAUCCUCACCACACCGCCUCCAACCAGCCCACUCGCUCCAGCUCGCCGGCCUUGACCCGACUGAGGAGCCCGUCGCCCUUGAACUCCCCGAGUCGGCUGGUCAAGUCGUCCAACUCGUCCCCGCUUCACAGCAGAGGCCGAAGCUCCGAGCAGCUGGACAGGCUAAAGACGCUUAGAAAUGGAUCCUCAGCAGCAUCUAUCAGCAGUGAGUUUGACGAAGAACUAGCCUUCAAAGAAAACCAUCUCCACUACAUGGACGUGAGCUCACAGAACGGGUACGACCACCCACCCAUCCACUAGUCUCCCCUACGUCUUUACCUAACAACUGCACGUCUUUCUUAGAUCACUCGCAGAAAUGUACCCAGCAUCGCCUCUCAACCUAACCCGAAUGCCGCUUGCGCUUUUUAUUUCCUUAAAAUAAAAACUGACC